CUGCUGCUCUUAUAAACAAACCUCUUUGGGUGAUGAAUGUGAUUCCUGUGGCUGGUGAAGACACCUUAUCAACAAUUUUCGAUAGAGGUUUGAUCGGGAUAUACCAUGAUUGGUGUGAGUCGUUCAAUACAUACCCUAGAUCAUAUGAUCUCUUGCACUCUAGUUUCCUUCUCACUAAUCUUUCUCAAAGGUGUGAGUUGAUGGAGGUGGUAGUGGAAAUAGACAGAAUAGUAAGACCAGGAGGGUAUCUUGUGGUGCAAGACACAGUUGAAAUGUUGAAGAAGCUAAAUCCUAUUCUUUUAUCUCUCCGAUGGUCAACGAAUGUGUACAGAGGCAAAUACCUUGUUGGCGUCAAGUCUUCGUGGCGUCCGUGAAGAGUUCUUUGACGUUUUGAGCAACGCUGUUCUUAAUUUUGUUGAAGCGUAAUUUUGGCUUGGAAAGUAUAGGAAUGAAUCUAAAAGGCGAAAUUAUUUUUGACAAAGUGUUCUUUAUUAACUAAGCUUUCAAAAGAAUUGAAGUUUUAUAUACAAAUCUUUUUUUCUCUAA
Molecule: messenger RNA, 546 nt
Organism: Camelina sativa (false flax)
Lineage: Eukaryota; Viridiplantae; Streptophyta; Magnoliopsida; Brassicales; Brassicaceae
Source: RefSeq, a predicted model, not a curated record